This is a messenger RNA of Megachile rotundata (alfalfa leafcutting bee), 913 nucleotides long. RefSeq names its product general transcription factor II-I repeat domain-containing protein 2A-like. NCBI's taxonomy places the organism in Eukaryota, Metazoa, Arthropoda, Insecta, Hymenoptera, Megachilidae. The record is from RefSeq and is a predicted model, not a curated record.
AUGACGGAAAAGCAUUAUGUGUUAUUUUCAACUUUGAUGACCUUUAGCAAUCAAGCUAAUAAUGUGGCUGAAGCCAGUUUUGUUAUUGCCUGGAAUAUUGCUCGUGCAAAACGCCCGUAUGCAGAGGGAGAGUUUAUUAAAAAAAACUUGGAAGGUGUACUCAAAGUUUUAGAUCCAAAUAAUGCAGCAUUGCACAAAAACUGUAUUGCAUUCAGCUUAGCCCUUGACGAAUCGACAGAUAUCACAGAUCUUCCACAAUUGGCAGUUUUCAUACGUUUUGUUUCACCUGAUUUCGUUGUUAAAGAAGAAUUAUUAGAUUUAGUAGCACUUCAAGAGUCAACCCGCGGUGUCGAUAUUAAAAAUGCAUUAGAUUCCAUAAUGAAAACUUUUGAUGUGCCUCUUAAUAAACUUGUAAGCAUUGCAACUGAUGGAGCUCCGGCAAUGCUGGGUAAAAAAAUCGGUCUUAUUGGGCUUUUAAGAGAUGAUUCUCAAAUUCCACAAUUUAUACCGAUUCACUGCAUAAUUCACCGAAAACAUCUGGUUACAAAAUAUUUAAAAUAUCCUGAUGUUAUGAAAACAGUAUUACACAUUGUAAAUUACAUUCGCACCAAUGCAAAAAAUCAUCGAGAAUUCCAAAAUUUCCUUGAAGAAUUAAAGGACGAAGAACUUCCAAAUGACAUUAAUUUCUUUUGCAUUGUUAGAUGGUUAUCUAGCUACAACGUAUUAAAUCGUUUUGUAGAUUUGUUUGAUCCAAUAACUGCAUUUCUAAAAAAAAAGGAAAUAACUUAUUCUGAAUUAGACGAUGACGAGUGGUUACAAGACUUGAUGUUUUUGACUGAUGUCUUGGAACAUUUGCAAACACUGAAUUUACAAUUGCAGGGGAAAGAUAAAAUAAUAUCUGACCUCUCACAGU